Fraxinus pennsylvanica is the source of this 2019-nucleotide messenger RNA. The record is from the annotation of a GenBank genome assembly. Lineage: Eukaryota; Viridiplantae; Streptophyta; Magnoliopsida; Lamiales; Oleaceae.
AUGGAUCUUAACCAGGAGCAGUUUACAACAUCCACUGAUACAAUUAUGGCCAACAAGAAAAAGGAGCUUCUUUCCAUUGCCAUGAAGAGGACUAACGAAUGGAUCUUUUCCCAAGAAAUCCCGAGUGAUGUAACUGUUAAUGCUGGAGGAACUUCCUUUUCUUUGCACAAGUUCCCCUUGAUUUCAAAAUGUGGAUACUUAAGGAAGUUCGUGUUGGAAUCCGAUGAUUCUGAUCUUUCUGUCGUUGAAAUCCCUGAUAUUCCUGGAGGGGCAGAUGCAUUUGAACUUGCAGCAAAAUUUUGCUAUGGAAUAAAUUUCGAAAUUACUACAGACAACGUUGCCAUGCUUAGAUGUGUAGCAGAGUAUCUUCAGAUGACGGAGGAUUAUGCUGUUGAAAAUUUAGUUGGCAGAACUGAGGCAUAUGUGAACGAAGUCGCGUUAAAAAGUCUUUCAGGGGCAGUGUCCGUUUUGCAUUCUUCUGAAAACCUUCUUCCUAUAGCCGAAGAAGUGAAAUUGGUAAGCCGGUGUAUAGACACAAUAGCGUUUGUCGCCUGGAAGGAUAGCGAAUUUUGCACCCCGAGGAGGGCAGAGGGCGGCAUAAAUGAUUUAAUUUCAUCAACUGCUCCCAACGCAAAGCCCCUUGUUGAUUGGUGGGCUGAAGAUUUAACAGUCCUUCGAAUUGAUUUCUUCCAAAGGGUUCUAAUUGCAAUGACUGUAAGGGGAUACAAACAAUAUGCUCUUGGUCCAUCAUUAAUGCUUUAUGCACAGAAAUCUCUUCGUGGCUUGGAAAUAUUUGGAAAGGGUAGGAAAAAAAUCGAGCCAAGACAAGAACACGAGAAGAGGGUUGUUUUAGAAACAAUAGUUAGUCUUCUGCCACAAGAGAAGAACUCGAUGUCAGUUAGCUUUCUCUCCAUGCUUCUUCGAGCUGCAAUAUAUCUAGAAACGACUGUUGCGUGCAGGCUUGACUUGGAGAAGAGGAUGGCUUCGCAACUUGGACAGGCCGUGUUAGAUGAUCUAUUAAUUCCUUCUUAUUCCUUCACAGGGGAAACAUUGUUUGAUGUUGAAACUGUGCAACGAAUCAUGAUGAAUUACAUUGAGUAUGAAAUGGAGGGUACUAAAUUUGGCUGUGAUGCAGAUGAAGAGUAUAUUUCCCCUUCACCAACUGGCAAGGAGCGAGUGACGAGGUUAAUGGAGAAUUACCUUGUUGAAAUAUCUUCUGAUCGCAAUUUAUCUGUUUCAAAGUUCAUCGAUCUAGCAGAACUUAUCCCCGAACAGUUUAGAAUAACAGAAGAUGGAAUGUAUAGGGCCAUUGAUAUCUUCUUGAAGGCUCAUCCUGCAUUGAGUGACAUGGAGAGAAAGAAAGUUUGCAGCGUGAUGGACUGUCAAAAGCUCUCCCGGGAAGCCUGUGCCCACGCUGCACAGAACGACAGACUCCCUGUCCAAACCGUUGUUCAGGUGCUUUACUACGAACAACAGCGCAUACGGGAAGUUAUGGAUAGCAGUCUCAGUGAUUCCCCUGCACUUCCGGACAAAGUGAAUCAGAACACCAUUGACAUCCAUCCAGUAUCGGACGAGCUCUCAAAUCUACGCAGAGAAAACCAGGACCUGAAACUAGAGUUGGUGAAAAUGAAAAUGAGAUUGAAAGAACUGGAGAAAUCUGCUGAUAAAUCAGCCGUUAAUAGUCCCUUAGGAAUCACUCAUCAAUCAUCUGGAAAACCUCCUUUGCCUCGAAAAUCAUUGAUGAGCUCUGUUUCGAAGACACUUGGCAAGAUUCUUCGAGCUGAUGCCAUUAUGCCGCAGAACAACAAAGUACAAGCCAUGACAGUUUGCAACAGUGGGGAAUCAGUAGAUACUGAUCUAGGACAGAUUGAGAUCUGGAAGAUCAGCCCAGAACUUAAUGCCAACUUUUCGAUGGCCAUGACUAAGGGUGCAAAUCUGGAUCGGGCCACCCAAGCCCAAGGCGGCCAGGCAUGGACCACGCUGAGCUUUUGGACAUUGCAGACCGUUUUACACCUCUAA